Molecule: messenger RNA, 1275 nt
Organism: Populus euphratica (Euphrates poplar)
Lineage: Eukaryota; Viridiplantae; Streptophyta; Magnoliopsida; Malpighiales; Salicaceae
Product: probable WRKY transcription factor 40
Exons: 5
Coding region: 163-1122 (319 amino acids)
Biological process (GO): regulation of DNA-templated transcription
Molecular function (GO): DNA-binding transcription factor activity; sequence-specific DNA binding
Source: RefSeq, a predicted model, not a curated record
UUGCGUGUUUCUCUCAUUCACUUGACCAAAUUCAGACCACGCUCGCCUGCCAGCUAGCUAGCCAGUUAUCUUGUAUCAAAUUCUAAUUUCUCCUGCACUAAGUUUGUAUAAAUAUACUUAGAGCUAGCUUCUUCAAGAAAGAGAUUCAUAACUAAUUCAUCAAUGGACUCGUCAUGGGUGAACACUUCUCUUGAUCUCAACAUCAAUCCCUUCAAGCAUGUCAAUGAAAUCACUCAAGUUCAGAAAAUCAAGAAAUUCGAGGGAUAUUCUACUCGGGUUGAACAGAAAUUACAAGUUAAAAAUGAGGAUGGUGUUGGUGUUCUUGUUGAAGAGUUGACUCGGAUAAGUAGUGAGAACAAGAAGUUGACAGAAAUGCUUGGUGUUGUUUGCGAUAACUAUAUGGGUUUGCAAAAACAUUUAGCUGAUUUGGUGAGCAAGAAUUCUGCAAAAGAACUCGUUACACCAAUAUCAUCACGGAAGAGAAAGGCUGAGAGUGAAGAUUAUAGCAUCGUGAUUAAUGGAAUCAGUGGAGGAAAUGCAGAGAGCAGUUCUAUUGAUGAAGAGUCAAGUAAAAGGCCAAAGGAGAAUCUGAAAUCAAAGAUUUCAAGGACUUAUUUUAGGACUUGUGAAUCCGAUGCAAGCUUGGUUGUGAAGGAUGGAUAUCAAUGGAGAAAAUAUGGCCAAAAGGUCACCAGAGACAAUCCUUCCCCUAGGGCUUACUUCAAGUGCUCAUUUGCCCCAGGUUGCCCUGUCAAGAAGAAGGUCCAAAGAAGUGCUGAAGACCCUUCUAUUUUGGUAGCAACUUACGAAGGAGAGCACAACCACGCUAGCCAUUCUCAACAUGAACCAUCACUAGGCUCGAGCCACGGUUCUAAUUUUGGUCCAAUUCCCACACAAUCACCGAUCAGAAGUUCAGCUCCUACUGUGACCCUUGAUUUGAUCCAAAGUGGAAGGCAUGGAGAUAGGGCUACAAAGACUGUUCAAGAAAUGGAAGUGCCCGCACUUCAAAAAAUUUUGGUCCAACAAAUGGCGUCUUCUUUGACAAGAGAUCCGAAUUUUACAGCUGCACUAGCAGCUGCUAUCUCUGGGAGAUUCAACCAGAAUCGGAUUGAGAAAUGGUGAAAUUAAUAAAACAAAAUUAGAAUUUUAUGUAUCACUUUGAAUUUAUAUAUAUAUAUAUGAGUGAUCGAUCGAUGUACGUACAUAUAUCAUAUGAGUUUGAAACUUAUAAUUAAUGUGAAAAAAAAAUCGUAGAGUUUAUUUAAUUCUACUUUA